AGCAGCCAUCCGUUCCAUUUCUUAUCGCUUCCCUCCCCUCUCCCUCCCUCUUCCUCCUCCCCGCCCCUUCUACCCCUCCUCCUCCUCCCCAAUGGCUGCUUCCCUCCUCACGCUCCCUUCCUCGCUCUCCCUCUCCGCCGCCAGCGCGCCGUCCCACCGCCUCCGCGCCGCCUUCCGCUGCUGGGCGCUCGGCCGCAGGUGGGCGGGCACCGCGGCCGUCGCGUCCGCCAACUCCGUGCUCAGCGAGCACGCCUUCAAGCGCCUCCAGCUCGGCAGCGACGACGAGGAUGACGAGGACGCGUACGGGAGCGACGGCCAGGAGGGGGGCGUGGCGGGGGAGGUGGAGGGGUUCCAGGGGGACGAGGAGGAGCUCGCCAUCGCCAGGCUCGGGCUCCCCGACCAGCUCGUCGCCACGCUCGAGAAGCGCGGAAUCACACACCUCUUCCCCAUCCAGAGGGCUGUACUGAUUCCAGCUCUCGAGGGCCGUGACCUGAUUGCCAGAGCAAAGACUGGAACUGGGAAGACCUUAGCCUUCGGUAUACCCAUGAUCAAGCAAAUAAUUGAGCAGGAUGAAGGGCGGAGUCUUGGGCGAGGUCGUAUUCCCCGAGCUUUGGUUCUUGCACCCACUAGAGAGUUGGCUAAACAAGUUGAGAAAGAAAUAAUGGAAUCAGCACCGAAACUUAGUACAGUGUGUGUUUAUGGCGGUGUCUCAUAUAAUGUCCAGCAGAAUGCUCUCUCGCGUGGUGUUGAUGUUGUCGUAGGAACUCCGGGUCGCUUAAUUGAUUUGAUAAACGGUGGAAGUCUUCAAUUGGGAGAAGUUAGGUAUCUGGUCCUUGAUGAGGCUGACCAAAUGCUUGCAGUUGGGUUUGAGGAAGAUGUGGAAACAAUAUUGCAACAGCUGCCAGCAGAACGGCAAAGCAUGCUUUUCUCAGCGACCAUGCCUAGUUGGGUGAAGAAACUGUCUAGGCGGUACUUGAAUAAUCCUUUGACAAUUGAUUUGGUUGGUGAUCAAGAUGAAAAACUUGCUGAAGGGAUCAAACUCUAUGCUAUCCCACUCACGGUGACAUCGAAGCGCACCAUUCUUAGUGAUCUAAUUACGGUAUAUGCAAAGGGCGGAAAAACCAUUGUUUUUACCCGGACGAAACGGGAUGCAGAUGAGGUGUCAUUGGCAUUGACAGCUAGUAUUGCUUCUGAGGCACUGCAUGGUGAUAUUUCACAACAUCAGCGGGAAAGGACAUUAAAUGGUUUUCGCCAAGGGAAAUUUACUGUUCUCGUGGCAACUGAUGUUGCUUCCCGUGGUCUUGACAUACCAAAUGUUGAUUUGAUUAUCCAUUAUGAAUUGCCAAAUGAUCCAGAAACAUUUGUUCAUCGUUCUGGACGCACUGGGCGGGCUGGGAAAGCGGGAAAUGCAAUCUUAAUGUUUACAAACAAUCAGAGAAGGACGGUUAAAUCACUUGAGCGUGAUGUUGGAUGCAGAUUUGAGUUUAUAGGCCCUCCAACAAUGGAAGAAGUACUGGAUUCAUCUGCUGAGCAUGUCAUUGCUACCCUGCGAGGUGUGCAUCAAGAAUCGAUUCAAUACUUCAUUCCAGCGGCUGAGAGAUUAAGUGAAGAAUUAGGACCUAAUGCUCUUGCUACUGCAUUGGCACAUCUGAGUGGGUUUUCUCAGCCACCUUCUUCACGUUCUCUGAUCAGUCAUGAACAGGGAUCGGUGACAUUGCAACUAACUAGAGAUCCAGCAUAUGCCAGAGGCUUCUUUUCUCCUAGAUCUGUCACUGGUUUUCUAUCUGAUGUUUCUCCAGCUGCUGCUGAUGAAGUUGGAAAGAUAUACUUAAUAGCAGAUGAGAGGGUCCAAGGAGCAGUCUUUGAUUUACCUGAGGAGAUUGCAAAGAAUUUGCUUAGCAUGGAACUGCCCCCUGGAAACACCUUAACCAAAGUCACGAAGCUGCCAGCAUUGCAAGAUGAUGGCCCUGCUACUGACUCUUAUGGCCGAUUCUCAAACUCGGACAGAGGUUCUAGGAGCAGAAGGGGGUCCAGGGCCAGUGGCCCAAGAGGCCGGGGUGGUUGGGAUUCUGAUGGUGAAGGAUUUGGCCGUGGUGGCAGGAGCUUCAAACCUGACAAUGAUAUUUGGUCAGAUGAUGACUUUUCAGGUGGUGCAAGAAGAUCAAACCGUUCAUCAUCAUCCCGUGGCCGUUCGUCAUCCUAUGGUGGUCGUGGUGGCUCAUCGUCCUUUGGUGAUCGAUCAUCAUCCUUUGGUGACCGCUCAUCAUCUUAUGGUGGUCGUGGUGGCUCAUCCUUUGGUGACCGCUCAUCAUCCUUUGGCAGUAGGGACAGAAGCUUCAGUGGUGCUUGCUUCACAUGCGGACAAUCCGGGCACAGAGCAUCUGACUGCCCAAACAAGUAAUCGUUGGAGACGAUGUGCUGCUUCCCCGCCUCAUGGGGUCGCUCUUUUUGGGUCUGAUCAGCUCCCGACAAGCAGCUGGACAGUUGAACACAACGCAAAGGUACAUCUGAGAGCCAGUCUCCCUUGUGAUGAUCUGAUCUACAUGUGCGGCAUAUGCACGACACGGAUGGUGCACAAGAUACAGUUUUGCAUGGUUGUUUCGUCGAGAAGAUUUUGGCAUGGGAUCUGCCCGAAAGGAGAGCUGCAUCUGUUAAAUUAUUUAUGUAAUAGGGGUUUUACAGGACAUCGAUCGCUUCUUCUUUAGUUUUUGUUGCCACUUGCUGGGACUUCACAAUAGAAUGUUAACACUACUUGAACCAUGUAAAGUUCUACAGAAGAGAACAUUCAGAACUGCCCCAUUUAGUCAGAAAUUACUGUUUUCAAAUGUGGAAAUGUCAAACAACUCUGCAGCUUUUGGUUAA
This is a messenger RNA of Brachypodium distachyon (stiff brome), 2862 nucleotides long. Its product is annotated as DEAD-box ATP-dependent RNA helicase 3, chloroplastic. Bases 92 to 2401 code for a protein of 769 amino acids. NCBI's taxonomy places the organism in Eukaryota, Viridiplantae, Streptophyta, Magnoliopsida, Poales, Poaceae. The record is from RefSeq and is a predicted model, not a curated record. Gene Ontology annotation, molecular function: ATP binding; RNA binding; helicase activity. The transcript is spliced from 10 exons.